AUGUCCGACAGAAAAAAGCGCAAAUACAAUGAUGAUUACCGAAUUUUUAACGAAAAAUGGUCAAUAAGUUACUUAAAAGAAAUUGAAAUGUUCAUGAUCGACAAGGGAAAACAAAUUUUAGAACUUAAAGAUGAUAAUUGGUUGUGGGAUUUAGCUUUUCUUACAGACGUAACAACACAUUUAAAUAUUUUAAAUCUUAAAUUACAAGGACCUGGAAAAUUCAUAUUUGACAUGUAUAAUUCUAUUAAAGCAUUUGAUGCAAAAUUAAAAUUAUUUAUUAAUCAAAUUGAGCGCAGUGAUUUCAGUCAUUUUGAGAACUGCCAAAUAUUUAAGAAUAACACAAAAUCAUUAUGUUCAACAAAUCGAUUUGUAUGUAUGUUAAACAAAUUGCAAACCGAUAUUUCAUCUCGAUUUUCAGAUGUUAAAUUACACGAAAAAUCGUUGCGUUUAUUUGAAAAUCCAUUCAAUAUUGAUGAAAUUGAUGUCGAUACUUCUUUUCAACUUGAACUUAUCGAGUUAAAAACAAAUUCAUUUUACUAUGAUGAAUUUCAAACAAUGAAAAAAAAUGAUAUUUUAAAAUUUUAUUCAACUCUUUCACACGAAGAUUUCCCUGCUUUGAGAGACAUUAUGAUGAAAAUGGCAACUGUAUUUGGCUCGACGUAUAUAUGUGAACAAAUAUUUUCACGGACGAAACAAACAAAAUCAGUUCAUAGAUCGCGACUUACGGAUGAACACCUUCAUUCAAUUUUGAGGAUUGGAACAACUAAAUUCCAACCAGAUUUUUCAUUAUUAGUCAAAGAAACACAAGUUCAAAUUUCACAUUAA
This is a messenger RNA of Macrosiphum euphorbiae (potato aphid), 825 nucleotides long. The record is from the annotation of a GenBank genome assembly. Lineage: Eukaryota; Metazoa; Arthropoda; Insecta; Hemiptera; Aphididae.